Molecule: messenger RNA, 3475 nt
Organism: Strigops habroptila (Kakapo)
Lineage: Eukaryota; Metazoa; Chordata; Aves; Psittaciformes; Psittacidae
Product: OTU domain-containing protein 4-like
Exons: 7
Coding region: 157-2064 (635 amino acids)
Source: RefSeq, a predicted model, not a curated record
AGCGCAGGGAGAAACAGGCUAUAGAAGAAUCCCGUUCACUCUAUGAGAUCCAGCAGAGGGAUGAACAAGCUUUUCCUGCUCUUUCCAAUAAUCAGUCAGUCAGUCAGGCUGCCACCCAGACUGUGGAUAACGUAAACCAGAAAAAGUUCUCAAGUAAUGAGAGAAGAAACAGCAAGUGGACAGCAGAGGUGGAAGAGCAGAAGGAUAAAGAAGAAUAGUCAAGAUGAGAGUUAUCCAAAAGAUUCAUCUCCUUUGGAACAAGUAAAAACAGAUUCUCCGGUUCUUGCUGAGCAAGUAAGAAAUGUUUGUUUGAUUUCAAAGUUUUCCAGUCAGGAGGCUUCAGACAAAGGGGAGCUUCAUCACAGCCACAACCUGACAGAAUGCUUACCAAGCAUAACUCCAACACCCUCACCAGUCUUCUCUGAGGUGCAUUUACCUCCAGCAGUGCCUUCUGUACCAGCCAUUGUGCCAGCUUGGCCAAGUGAGCCAGCAACCUAUGGACCAGCAGGUAUUCCAGCCCAAAUACCUGCUUCUUCAUUGAUGCCAGCCCCAGCAACGGGACCUGACUCUAUUGUAUCGCAGGCUCAGGUAACAUCUGCUCCAGUUGCUGGAGUUCCAGUGUCGCUACAAGCAGUUAAUCAGCCUUUAAUGCCUUUGCCUCAGACUCUGAAUCCUUAUCAGGAUCCACUAUACCCUGGAUUCCCUUUUAGUGAAAAGGGAGAAAGAGCUGUUGCACCCUCUUACUCCCUGUGCAGUACUGGGGAGGACUUGCCUAAAGAUAAGAAUAUUCUCAGAUUUUUCUUCAAUCUUGGUGUGAAGGCAUACAGUUGUCCCAUGUGGGCACCACAUUCUUACUUGUACCCCCUGCACCAGGCCUAUUUAGCUGCUUGUAGAAUGUACCCGAACGUGUCGCUUCCUGUGUACCCGCACAGCCCCUGGUUCCAGGAGGCACCGCCAGCUCCGAGUGAGAACGAACCCGCACGGACAAACAGGCACUUCCCUGUCCAGAGUGAAGCCCGAUCCAACGGCCAGAUCCCGCAGGUUGAUGGUAGGUCUCCGUCGCUGCCUCUCAUGAUACCUACGGCUCAGGUGUCAGAAAGUCAAGGACAGGUCUGUGUAGAAUCGGAGAAUCCAGUGCAAGCUCUUCACGCAAACUAUGAGGAGUCCCUGAGAGGGAAAAAUGUGUUCCCACAGCCACACUUUGGACACAAUCACUUUCUGGGAGCUGUUCCAAUAGCACCUCCUUUCUUUCCUCACUUUUGGUAUGGGUACCCGGUUCAGGGUUUCAUUGAAAAUUCAGUAGCGAGACCUAAUGUCGUCAUGUCACCUGAGGACAAGGAGGCAGCUGCUGGCACCUCUGCUGGCAUGUACGUGGCUAAGGAAUGCAGCCCUCCAGUUCCUGGAGGAAGCUCUGCAGAACAGCUCCAGAGGACUGACAGCAGCAGCGGGUCCAACACUGUGCCGUUCCCUGCGGCUGGUGCAAGGAAACUCCAGGAAACUCCAAAGGAAACUCCAGCCAGGGCACCUCAGGUGGAGCAGACUUCUCCUUCAGCUUCUCUGGCUAAGCAGAAAACAGCGGGGCAGCGAAAUCGUUCCCCGCAAACACCAGGGACCGAGAGGCAGCCAGCAGUGCCCAGCACCCCGCCGGUCCUGCCAGAGCCACCGAAACAUGAACUGAAACCCAGCAUUCCCAGUCGUAAGGAGAAGAGUGACAAAGGUAGAGAGUCCAAGGGCACUGGCAGUCAGCAGGCAGAGAGCAGGGCGCAGCAAACCAGGGAGGAGAGCUCUGAAGAUGAGAGUGAAGUUUCUGACAUGCUGCGAAGUGGGAGAUCCAAGCAAUUCUAUAGCCAGACUUACGGAGGAGGCAGAAGGCCCAGGCUUGAGUGGGGUUACUCCAGCAGGGGAGGAUACCAGUUCCAAAGAAACGAGGAAGCCUGGAAAGGGCCGCCUGGCAGAGGCAGAGAUGAUGGCUACCAGUAUCAGCGGAACUUCAGAGGGAGGCCCUACCGCAACGACAGGAGAAGGGCAACGCUGGGAGAUAGCCAGAGGGGGCACCAGACAUAGAAUGAGUGGGUAAUUGAAACUGUUAAAAUGCAGAAAGAGAUUUAAAGUAGCAGUUGAAAAUCUUCGUAUUUCCUUUUAGUAAAGUUCAAGAUAUGUUGUUUAACUUUUGGCGAGUGAAGACAAGGAGGAUGUGAACUCCUACCAUGUGUUUUUUGGGGGGAUUAUAGAGUUUGUUUGGCUUAGUAAUUUUUCCUAAAUGUCAAAGCAGGAAAAAAAAAUAGGUUUAGUGUUUGGUCUUACUUUCUCCCCCUACAAAGGUUUGAGUUUGUGAUAGAAGAUACGUACAUUUACUGGAGUGACAAAUGACAGCAUUUGAUGUGAUCUAGAUUCUAAAAUUGACGGUAACAUUGCACCAAAUAGAAAUGUAUAUUUUAUCAUACAAUGCCUUAGUUCUGAACUGAGCUAAAGGAAUUCUCAGCCUACUGCACUGUUGUCUUUGAUGCUUCCAACCCAAAGGCCUUUCAUCUCAAAACCAGAAAAUAAUUGAUCUGUCAAACUUGAAUGUUUCUCUUCAGUGUGUUACACGUGUGGCAGCCAGCUAGCCCUGGGUCUUAGGUAUUGUUGUAUAUAGUUCUUUUCAUAUUCAUAGGGUAUAUUUUUGAAUUUUACAAAGCAUUUAUUUGUUGAACUCAAAAUCAAGACAGGCAGUCGAGAAUAGCUGGGUGUGAAUUGAUGAGAAUGGCUGUUUCCACCGAGAAUUCUUACCGCUGGGGUGACGAGAAUGGUGCCUAUGCCGACUGAAUAAUGACAAAGACAAUAAAAAUGUAGAUGCUAUGCAUUUCCAAAAUAAUUCUGCACCUGUUAUAAUAGCAGAAGUUUUUUAAUGCCACUUUAACACUAAUGCACUGACAAAUCCUAGGUAUUUUGUGAGGAGAGAUGCAUAAAGGACAUGUUACGUUUUUUAAGUUUGUAUGAUCGAGCUACUGUUCAGUAUUGUUUUGUUGUUGCACUGUUGAUGCAGAUUCGUGUUUUGCAUGUACAACUCCUUGCUGUAACUACUCUUAAAAGCAAGACGGAGCGUCUCGGUGCGCUCUGCUCUUUCCCCACCGUUCAGAAGAAAGUGGCUUCUGCCUUAUAUUUUUACACUGUGUUGGAGUUCUGACGCUGUUUCUUCUGACCCCGAUCAUGAUCCCUGCAGUGUUCCUGUUGCCUUUGCAGUUUGGAUGUUCAGCUGUCCAGGCUCAGAGAGCGCAGUGUGCAGUGUUCACUCGGCUCUGUUGCUCUGUAAGAUUAACUGUUGUGUAUAUUUUUAUAUCUCUGUAUAUAGCAGUGUAGGUGACGGUACCUUCCGUUCGUGUCCCAGAUACUAUGCCCUUGAUUAAGCAAACCUGAGCGAUAGCGAUGUGAUAGUUCUUUUCAGAUGCAUGCUCUGUAUAAAACCCUACUUAAAAUAAAUGUUUUGUCUUUUCAC